Messenger RNA from Spirodela intermedia, 10381 nucleotides. NCBI's taxonomy places the organism in Eukaryota, Viridiplantae, Streptophyta, Magnoliopsida, Alismatales, Araceae. The record is from the annotation of a GenBank genome assembly.
AUGGGGCUGAUCUCGGGCAUGUUGAUGGGGAUGGCGGUGGGGAUUGCGCUGGUAGCGGGGUGGGAUCGAAUGAUGAGAUACCGCAGCACCCAGCGCAUCGCCAAGGUAGAUAUUGCUUUCUCGCCCGACCGUUACUUCUCUUUGCUUGGUUAAUUUUUCUGGUUUAUCUCAGGUUCCUGGUAUGUCCUUCCGAACAGGGGUCCCCAGGGCGUUGAAUUAUGGCUUACUUUUGGGUUUUAAUUGCUUCCUUGCAUUUCAUUUCGAUCGUUUCUGGAGGAUGGCUAAAAUGCAGUUUUCUUGGACUCGGAAAGAUCUAUAGUGUAAUUGGAGUUCCUAAUCCUUUUUUCCAUAAAGUUCUCUUGAAUUCUCAGUCUUUUUCUAAAAAGUUAUGUAAUUAUACUGAAAGUAAACGAUUAUUUCUGCGUUGAUGAGGAUUUUUCGAUUAUCAAGCGUCUCCUUUCUGCCUUACACGCUCAAUAUUUCCUUGAUUUUGUUAAAAUUCUAUGACUUAUGUUGCUGUACCUUGGCGUACGUUCGGAUCCUCUUGAAUGCGUUCAUUUAGAGCCUCUUAAUCAAUUGGCUUCAACAUCUAAACAAACCAGGAAAAAUCUUUGAAAUUUUCUAAAAAAGAUCACUGACACUACUUUUUCGUAAGUUGUAACAAGUAAAAGACAGUGAAUCUUCGUUUUUAAUGGGCCUACGCUGGAAAUCUCUUAAAGUAAUAUAUUCACUCGAAAAGUUGUAUCUUUUUUUUUUCCGGCUGAUCUAAGCACGUGUUAAAGAUCAUAAUCUCGAAUAUGCAGUCUACAGAGGGAGUGGCCUAACCUUGAGGUUCAUACUGCUAUUGUUUUCUACUGAAAUAAAAGUGAGGUGCCGGUGAAGUUUGAAACGCAAGUUUUUGUAGGUCCCAGUUCGGAAUAUUCACUAAUAUCACUUCUUUUGUCAGCAGUACAACCAUAUGAUGCACCUAUGAAUUAUUUUAAUAUUUCGUGUUUAAUUUUGAAAUAUUACUUUAUUUUAGGGUAUACACACGGAGAAUGGUCGCAUCUUUUCGAUUUUAUUUCUCUAAACGUUCUUGUUUAUUACACACCAAGUUCUCUUAUCAUGUCUGUGACACAAUGCGAAACAGCAUUUAACGAUCUUCUCUGCAGGCUGUUGAUAUAAAGCUCCUUGGUUCCCUCACGAGAGAUGAUUUGAAGAAAAUAUGUGGUGACAAUUUCCCUGAAUGGAUUUCCUUCCCAGUAUAUGAACAGGUCCACCAUUUGUCAUGAAAGAGCUUUCUUUUACUUGCUACAACUCGUUUUUAAUCUACUUGAUGACCAAUUAAAGAAUUUUGCAUUAUUUAAUUUUUCAAUGGGCUUUCCAAGUGCUCUAAGACAUAGGAAACAUGGGAAUUCUUAUGAGGAUUUAAUAAUCAUAAAAUUCUUCAACUGUAAAAGAUAUAUUAAACACAUUUACUCACUCUAUGUGAUUGAACUAUAGUUCCUGAGAUUUAGUGGGUGGUUUCUGGUGUCCACUAGAGAAUAGUAAUGGCUCAAAAACAUUCAUGUGUCAUUUUCGAAAACAUACUAAACUUCACUUUCUUUCCAUUGGGUAAUGAACACUUAAAAUGUGAAAUUAGCCUUUUGGGACGUUUGACUCUUAUCUAAUGCUGGUUGCAGACGCUAAUAUACUUCAUUUCUUCUGCUUAGUGCUUUAGAUGAGACCAUCCUGCCAUUUGGCAUUCUGUAGAUGCCCAUGUCCGUGAUAAUUAGUCUCUAUGAAACACUCAGAUCAACAAAUAUUUUCUUGUAAUUUUCUUUUCAUUGGUAGAUAUUUAUCACUUUUAUAGUCAUGGAAUCUGAUAAACAUCGUUUUGUUAAUUAUAUAGUUUUGGUGGCAUUUUAUCGGUUCUUUUCUUGAUCUCUAUUUCCUUGUAAAUCUAAUGAGCUUUUGAAAGUGUCCUCUUACACCUCAAACCCAGCUAGUUUCAACCAAAUUAGACUUGACAACUUUAUAAUUCAUUGCACGAUAAAUUUUUGGUCCGUAACUAAUGUUAUCAUAAUAGGAAAAGGACUCGACAUAUGAUGUAAAUACACCUAUUUUAACAAGAAGUUUUAACAAGGUUGUUUGAUUAAAAACUUUGUAAUUAUUUUAAAUGUUUUUUUCAUUGCGAGCGCCUCACUUGUCUAAUGGUGUUUGACCUCCAGUUUCCUCUAGUUUUUUUUUUUUGUGAAAUUAAGCUCUCACAUUUUUUCAUUCUUCUCGCUAGCUUUAAUAUAUUCUUAUUUUAUGUCUAAUGAAAGGGUUAGUUUCAUGUACCAGAUGAGAUCUUCAACAUAUUUCCUAUCGUUACAGAAGUAUGGAAAUGUUAUUGUUUUUUUAGCUGCUGAUUGACUUUGGUACACUCUGCAGGUUAAAUGGCUAAACAAGCUGUUGAGCAAGAUGUGGCCUUUUAUUGCAGAGGUAAGCCAGAUUUGGUGAUAGUCCUUCAUAGCAAGCUUGUUGUGUAGAGCUUUAUGACGAUGGUGCUGUUAGAAUAACUUGGUUUAUCUAUAAACGCCUCUGACUAAAGAUGAUGCCCCAUGCUUAUUUUCGUUGGCUACAAUGCAUGAUUAGCCUUUGACAACUUUAGGUCAGCCUUAUGUAACUUCUAUGUAAAUUUAUUCUUCGAUAUCCUCACAGUCUGAUGUAACUUACUGCUCCUACACGUCUUGGUUUUUAUGUUUUUCUUAUUAAUUGCUCCUUUAGGUUUACUUGCAUUGCGGAAUAGUUGGACUCAUCAAAAAUCUGUCGACCCAUCCAUUGUCAUGUUGAUGGUGCUUGUGAUCUAUUGUCUGUACCUGAAAGAUGCAAAUCAUUGUCCUUUUACUUAGUGGAAAAUGAUUUUUAUUUGUAAUUCAUUGGAGUUUUCUACUUUUUCUAGUUUUUGUUGAAAUUUUAUAUUUCCUAAUUUUCCACUCGUAAUUUGGUUCAGGCAGCAACAGUUGUUGUGAAGGAAUCCGUUGAGCCUAUACUUGAAGAAUACCGACCACCAGGAAUAUCCUCACUAAAGUUCAGCAAGUUUUUUCUUGGAAACGUGCCACCUAAGAUAGAAGGUGCCUACCGAAUUAAUGUAGACAUAUCAACAUUUCCUUAUAAUGCAUGGUUUUGGCAUGUGAAAAAUGUUUGUCAUAGAGAUUGGAUCGCAUGUCAAGAGUUGAAUGUUACUUUCUCAUGAAAUUUCUUCAACCCUGUAAUUUAGAAUACCCUGAGUGCUAUACGAUCAUCCUAUCAAUCAUAGGGGAUUACAAUAAACAAUUAUUUUUUUUCCGAUUAGCAAAAUUAGAUAUCUGAAAUGUGAUGGAAAAAACUUGGAAAAGCCUGGGAUAUGUUAAAACUCCAGGCAGCAGCAAACAAUUGGCGCUUCUCUAGCGGGACCAUCACAUUUUGCGUUUGGUGAAUUGCAAGGUGCAGACCAUAAGAAUGUUGAAGACUGAUUCGCUUUGUCAGGAUGCCAGCAGAUGAUUUGGUCUGUGACAUUAGAGCCAACAUCAACCUUGUGGGGGGAUACUUUAGUACACAGAGAAAAAAAAAACUGGAAGUAGGUUGUUUAGCAAGGACGAUCUUAUGUCUGGCAAAGGGAAAUUGAGAAGUUACGCAUAAAAAGGUUUGCAGAAAUGAUUGGAGAAUCAUCUGUGUACUUGAACAAAAAUUCACAAUCCCAACCUAGAACCCAUAAAAAGGUGGAAUGUGUGCCCCACCACCAUUUGAGAUCACACGUUGGUGAUGAAUAAUCAUCCCAAUAGGAAGCAGGAAUUGAUUGUGAAUUAUUUGCUGAAUCUGAAAAUUUAUGCUUAAGAAACAUGGAAAACCCACAAAGAACUAGGUCAUAGCUGUUACACCUUUCUGAGGCUUAGUCACGCAUUUGUGAGGAAGGAAUUGAUAAACUCAUUCUGUCAUCCCUUCUGAUCAACAUAUUUGGGGGGAUUUCUUGUCCUCAUUCCUGGUCACGUACAUUGCAGCAGGAAUCAUUAACAUACAUGUUCGGCUCCCUCGUUCUGGAUUCUAUUUAUGUGUAUUAGUGAGGCCUGACAUUCACUAUCUACCAAUGGUGUGCUCCUCUCUGAUCAUUGUUAACCCCCUGGCGCAUCCUUCAGAUUUCUGAUAAUAUACAAUUUCUAGCUCAUGGUCAAUUCAUGCCAAUGUUGUUUACAUGAAAAAUGCCAUCCAAAUCUGUCCAUUAAGUAUUUUCAGUAAUGCAGGUAUCCGUGUCCAAAGCCUUAAGAAAGGUCAAAUUACCAUGGACAUUGAUUUCCGAUGGGGUGGAGAUCCUAGCAUUAUCCUCGCGGUUGAGGCACUUGUCGCUUCACUUCCUAUCCAGGUUAACAGAUUCAUAUUUCUCACUUCCUAUCUAUCUUCCUCAGCAUUGAUGAAAGAUUACUCAAUGGAAUCUGAUCUAUCAUGCCGCUUUAAUAAUCCUCUUUACCUCAUGAGAUAGAUUAUCUUAUAAUAAUCAUUCAUUGUCCAACUGCAGUUGAAGAAUCUCCAGGUUUUUACUGUUAUACGUGUCAUUUUCCAACUCUCUGAAGAGAUACCAUGCGUUUCUGCCGUUGUGGUUGCUCUCCUUUCUGAGGUAUAAUUGAAGGCGCUGGUUUGUGUAAUUUAUACUUAUUUUUGAAAGGAAGCAUUGCCUGAUCGGAAUAUGUUUACAUAGAAAUCUAGUCUGAUCAAGCCAACUUAAAAUAUUAAUCUCAUGUAUAUGAUGGAACAAUUAGCAAAACUAUUCUUUCUUAUUUUCUAUCCUGCUGGAAAUAGUUAUUAUUAUGUACCGUGAACAAACUUGGUUUCAUCUGUUGCAUGUCAUGGUUUAUGCCAUUGUCAUCUUUAGCAUCCUGGAUUAUGUCUUGGAGAUCGCUCUCCAUUAAUUCAGGUGGCUCAACAUUUUCGUUAUUCCUACUGUGUUGUGUACCUUCAACUUAAAUUCAUGAUACUAAUGGAAAUAUAAUAACAAUAAUUGUAGUACUAAUAUGUGGGAAACAGGAAUAAUAUCAAAUAUCCUGUCCAUUUUGGGAUGUUCAUACAGAAAAUUUGGAACUAUUUUGUAUUUUUUACCAUAUGCUUUAGCUGUAUUUCAUUUCUUCUCUGAUGCAGUCCUAACCGUGGCUGGACUUGGGCCUUUACAAGGAAGCCUGCCAUCUUAUUGCCCUCUCUCUCUCUCUGAACUUACAUUGCGUAGCCUUGUUGCCUUUGGGGUGGGUUAUACUAUGAAGUUAUUCAAUUGAAAUACUCCACUGAUCUCUGGGAACUUGAUUUCUUCUUUACUCUACCUUCCUGCUAUUUGCCUUACGUUACAUUACUUUGUCACCCAUGGAAAUGUAUCCUUAAAUGUUUCAAGAGGACCAUAAAACCAUUCUUUCGCCAUCUAUUAUCAAUUUGUUAAAAUACUACAAAGUGCCCAGGAAAAAUAAAAGAUCUUUCUGCUUUUGUACAUAGUUCGUAUGGUAAUCUUGAUCCUAAUCUAUAUUGGAUCAGACUCGCAAAUUUGUUGUGCAAUCUGACUCUGCGAUUGAUGCCAGCUCCAUCUUCAUCCAGUCCCUUGGUCAUCACUUUUGGAACCUAAACUCUUAGUAUUCUUUUGAUUCGGAUAAAUCUAUUGAUUUUCCUUUCUUCAUGUGAAUCAUAUAUCUCGAUUUUUGUUUCUAAUGUUACAUAAAGCUAAAAUCGCAUAAGAAAUAUUGCUCCAACGUUCUUCCUAUUUAGUGUGGUAUUUGGGAGGCUGAUAGCAUAUAGCUGGUCUGUAAAAAGAAUUGGCUGAUCUCCGUCAGUAUCCAAAUACGAGAAGUCUGGGCUACUUGUUGACUGACUUAACAAAAAAUAAAGUGUUGACUGUUGCCAUUUACGUACGUAUUUUAAACUCUAUAAAGGUUCCAACAAUAUCAUUGAGUGUUCUUGGGAAAAUUUCAAGAGGUAUGGUGAUGAGAAAGUGCACAGGCAGGUUACGCUAUCCCUAGAGAGCCUUAUCUAGAAAAUCAUUUUGAAGGUCAGAACAAGAGGAGCUAAGAUUAUCAUAGAAUUUGUUUUUCUUGGUUCCAAAGAUAAAAAAUAGAAUAGCAUGCCGAAACUCUUCUUAAUGUCUUUAAUAAAAUUAGACGUGGGCUGUGCAUCAUUUCGUCUGAAAAGAGUACUUUAUGUGCCGUUCGUUCGGCUGUUACCUUUUUGCUGUUAAAUUGUCUAUAUUAUCCCUUCUGUGCAUGAUGUAUUUCUUUAUUUUUUAGUUGUCUGAAAAUCUUGAUAAUAUAGCUUUAUUUUGGGGGAAAUUAAGGUUGACUGAAUAUAUUGAGAACAGAGCAAUCUUUUAGAACAUCUAGUGUUAUCACUAUCUUCACUGCCACUGGAGGAGGCAUAAUAGAGUAUUUGAACAUUAUGAAUAUUUAUGAUCUUCUAAUAGAAGGCACCGGCUUAUUAGAUAGAGUAUAUAAUAGGGGGACCCUUUACAUUUGAAAUGAUCUGUUUCCACAGUAUAUCAUUUAGAAGAAAACUUGUUAGUUAUUUCUUGUGCGUGUAUAAAAUGACCAUACCUUAGGAUGUGAGUUGUUUUCCUUCCAGCCUUGGUAUUCUUCUUUUGUUUUGAAUGUGAAGAAAAUUUAUUUUCCUUCAUGUACUCAUAGCUUAUAACACUUCUAAAUCUUCUUUUAAUAAAAUGUUUAAUGAUUUUUAUAAAAUUUACGUUUUCGUUGUCCUUGAAUAAUAUACCUGAAUAUUUCAUAUUUUAUAAUGAUAAAUUUGGUAUUCUUCUCGUUUCUUUUGAAUGUUAAUGAAAACUUCUUCUCCCUCGUGUACUCGGAGGUUGGUUACAACACUUCUAACUCGUCUUCAAUCAGAAGUCUUUAUCAUUUUAUCGAAUUGGUCUUUUUAUUCAAUCCUUGAAUAGAAAUAUCUCUCAAUGCUUCAAUAUUUAAUAUUGACCAGCUGUUUUGUUGUCUAUUGUAGCCUAAACCUCGGAUAGAUUAUACAUUAAAGGCUGUGGGUGGAAGCCUAACUGCAAUACCUGGACUCUCGGAUAUGAUUGAUGUAAGUCUUGUACUGUAUAUAAAUAAAAUUUCCUUUAUUUGGUCAUGAUUUUAGCAAGGUUCAAAUAACUGUGAACUCUGCUUACAGGAUACAGUAAAUACAAUCGUCUCCGAUAUGCUACAGUGGCCCCAUAGGAUUGUUGUUCCAAUUGGUGUUUCUGUGGAUACAAGGUAUGUAACAUGUAUAAUGAUUCUUUAUAUACAUAAAAAUGUAUUUAUGUAACUAUCACGUUUUGAGGGUUCAUCAUUUGCCUGGCUUGUGGCCUGAAAAUGUGUACAAUGUUAUUUGAUUCAAAACUUACGAACCAUGUCUUGGCACUAUAUUUGAUGAAAGUAUAUAUUACUACAAUACAUUUGGUUAUAGCAUCAUACUUUACAGUGAAAGGUUUUACAAAUAGUAAUGAUGUGUAGGCUUCAUGUGUUAUUGAUCCCUCCAAUUAGUCAUUGAUCAAUACCCCUUCCCUGCCAAACUUCUUUCCACUUGUAGAGCAAGGCUUUCUAGUUGACGGAUACGAAUUAGCACAUCAAAUGAUUGUAUUAUCCUCUCGAAUGCCAAGUUUCUGUUUUGUUAAUGUUCAUCCAUUUUAGAGAUUAUUUUGCGAAGUCAAACAGACAUUAGAGGUUUCAAGUAAAUGGUCUAAAAUGGACAGGUUGAUAGAUGGAAAAUGCUGUGAUAUAUGUUUGAGGCAACAAUUUAAUGCUGAAACUAUGACAUUCAUCACAUCUUAUACUAGACAACUCAUUAAUUUUUGACAAUCGACACAUUCUCUGGACAGGUGAGGAAAAGUGUUGUUAGUCCAGAGUUUUACUAUGUUCUGUUGGGCAUCUUCUAUGACAUUUACUUAAAUGUUCCCUCAUAUUUUUCGUUUCGAUGUAAAUUCAAAUCCAUUUCAGACUACCGCAUGCUACGAACCGUAUUACGGAAUUUAGUCAUAUUGUGUUUCUUUCGUUUAUGUUGUGUACUUGCACGCUACACUGCAACAAUUAGGAAUUUGGAAUUCAUCGUCUUCAAAAAUUGUGCUUGCUUGGUUCACAAUGUUUUUGUACUUUUCAAAAAAUUAUGCAUACGAUGCUAUAAAUGAAAAAUAACUCUCUUUUGUUCUUUGAACAGUGAAUUAGAGCUUAAACCACAAGGAAAGCUUUCAGUCUCUGUUGUUAAGGCAACUGCGUUGAAGAAUAUGGAAAUGAUUGGCAAAUCUGAUCCUUAUGUUGUUCUCUAUAUCCGACCGGUACUCAAGAAUAAAACGAAAGUUUUUGACAAUAGCCUCAAUCCAGUUUGGAAUGAAAAUUUUACCCUGAUUGUCGAGGACAAGGAGACUCAAUAUAUUACCUUCGAGGUUUGAUUCUAUUUCUUGAUCUUCCCCCUUCUACUUCCACUCGUUCUAUAUCAAUAUGUCUGUUGGCUCUUUUAGUUACUAGUCGUUUGAUCAUGAUGCUUUCUCUCUCUUUCUGGAAAGAACUAAUUAGAAGACUGUACUAUCUCUCUGGGUCCUGUGGUAAGGAAUGGGAAAGGUAUGGCUGGACCCAUCAAAGCUUGAGCCACACCUGUCAGAAAAGUAGGUCAGGGUUGGCUUGCCCAGGUCUUUUGUACUGGACCUUUCUUUGUUUUACUUCAGAGAAACGGAGUGGAGCCUGCUACGGUUCCAGACAAGCCUUGCCCAUUCACUCGGCCUCUGCCUCUCUCAUAUAUAUAUGCUUUGGUUUUCGUCAUUUAAUUUUACCACCUUGAACUCAAGCACAAACACAGGUAUCACAUUUGUAAUGCACUGGGGAUUGGGGGAUUUAAUAAAUUAGGGCAGUUCAAAUACUGGCAAAUUCAGGAUGGAUUAAGAUUAUUUUUCACUGCGAACAUAUUGGAAAACUGUUGCAUCCUGAAAGAUAUGAUGGUAGAGAACUGGAUACCAUAAUAUUGCUUCGUAUAGUAUUCAAUCAUGAAUGGAAAAUCUACACUGUUAUAUUAUGUUCUGAUCAUGGUUUACCCAAUCGAACGUGGUAUUCAGCCCUCAAGUGAGACCGAGGCCCAUCAAAUAAUUUUAGAAACAAUACAUAUAUAUAUAUAUAUAUAUAUAUAUGUAUGUAUAUAUGCCUUCCAAUUUAUUACACACGUGUAAGGAAAAUAUCUUGCAUGAAUCUACUUGCUACCAUUUUUACCUGGAAACAUCUUAUGGCUCAUAAGCCUGCGAUGCUGCCAUUUUUACCUCCUUGGAAGAAACGUUAAGAUGAUGGCAUCGUUUUCAUGAAUCUACGUAUUGAAUAAUGAAUGCUCUGCCUAGGCAGAAUGCUGAUUUAUGCAUAUUUAAUUCCAGUUGUUUAUACUGUGUGCAGGUGUUUGACAAAGAUAUUACUCAGGACAAGAAGUUGGGUAUAGUGAAGUUGCCACUGGUUGACCUGGAGGCUGACACCUUAAAAGAGCAUGAGCUUAGGUUGCUUCCAGCCCUUGACAUGCUCAAAAUCAAAGACAAGAAGGACAGAGGAACCCUCACAGUAAAGGUGCAUACGCUACAUCCAAAAUGUUCUUGCAUACCCAUUUAAGUCAACUCCAAUAUUAUAGAUAAUUUCCAUUCGAGCUGCAUGCCUCGGUAUAUAUAUAUAUAUAUAUAUAUAUAUAUAUAUAUAUACACACAUCUCAAACUGAUGUGCUCUCCCUUUCUUUUAUCCUUUAAUUAUAUAAUAAUAAUUAUUAUUAUUAAAACCCACAUAUUUCUUGAAUGUUUCGUGGUAGUGGGUUGCCAGAUAAUUUUUAAGGCACCGGUUGCAAUUGACAAGGAUCCUCUCUGAGGAAGAGAACACCAAAGGGCAUGUAGAAGAGGGCAGACGCUGAUGGCUGAUACUCCGUUAGGCGCUCACAAGAGUGAUCUUUCAGCUAGCUCAAACGUCAGGAGGUUGACCUUUAUGUCGUUGUCAAAUCUUCUCUGAUAAUUCUCCUGCGGAUAUCAUGGUUGGACUUCCAUCAAUGGAGGAUAUGUGCUAUCAGGGUCUUGACUCGUAAUGAUCCCAUGAAAUUACCCAAUGUGCUUCAUGAUGCCAAUCCUAAUUUGCCAUUUCAGGUCUUGUACCAUGCAUUUACCAAAGAGGAGCAGCUGGCAGCGUUAGAAGAGGAGAAGAGGAUCCUGGAGGAGAAGAAAAGGCUCAAGGAAGCAGGAAUGAUAGGCAGCACCAUGGAUGCAUUUGAGGGCGCCGCCUCCAUGGUUGGAACUGGCAUCGGCGCCGGUGCCAACUUGGUGGGAUCCGGCCUGGGGGCUGGAGCUGGGCUUGUGGGCAGCGGGUUUAGCAAGGCUGGGAAGUUCGUGGGCAAGAGCUUCAACACCAAGAAGAACAGCGGUAGCUCCCCCUCUGUUAAGGCGGAUUGA